UCUCCUCAGCAUCACCAGCGGAGAGGAGGAGGAGGAGGAGGAGGAAGGAGAGGUUGUGUCAGGUGGAAACUGGGACCUCUAUGGAUAUAACCAUCACCCUCCACCGGCACUGAACCUCAGCAUCUUCCGGCCGGCGGUCAGCGCUGCAGGCACGCAGCGCUCUUAACUUGCGCUAAGGCGCAGUUUUUGCACAGUGCACACCCCCCGCGGUGCUUCAGUAAUUACCCAAACCAGCCGCUUCCUCGUGUAAUAGGGACUAAUCGAGGGAAAACCCUGCUGGAAUAAAAGCGGAGCGUCAGUCUCCUCCAUUGAUAAACCGCGCUCCUCAUCGAUUCGAGCCAGCGACGUCUUGGUGGAGGAGGAGGAGGAGGACGAAACCAAACCAAAAAACUGACACUGAGGCUAAAGGGCGUCGGGCGCGAUGGCUAAUGCCUCUCCAGACCUGGACAACGCGGAAGCCCAGCGCCAGCUUAACAACAACAACCGACCAAUCGGCUCUGGCUUCUGGGAGACAGAGUGUACCAGCUCCAAACUGUUCGAGUGCUCCCGCAUCAAGGCCCUGGCAGAUGAACGAGAUGCAGUGCAAAAGAAGACUUUUACAAAGUGGGUCAACUCUCAUUUAGCCAGGGUGUCCUGUCGCAUAUCUGACCUUUACAACGACCUGAGGGAUGGAUACAUGCUCACCAGACUGCUGGAGGUCCUCAGUGGAGAGCUGCUGCCGAGGCCCACACGAGGUCGAAUGCGGAUCCACUGCCUGGAGAACGUCGACAAAGCACUGCAGUUUCUUAAAGAGCAGAGGGUUCACCUGGAAAACGUCGGUUCCCAUGACAUUGUGGAUGGAAACCAUCGCCUUACCCUGGGCCUUAUCUGGACCAUCAUCCUUCGCUUUCAGAUCCAGGUGAUCAAAAUAGAGACGGAGGACAACAGAGAAACCCGCUCUGCCAAGGAUGCGCUGCUGCUUUGGUGCCAGAUGAAGACUGCAGGGUACUCUGAGGUCAACAUCCAGAACUUCACCACCUGCUGGAGGGACGGCCUUGCCUUCAACGCCCUAAUACAUAGACACAGACCUGAUCUAAUAGAGUUCCACAAGCUGACACGAUCCAAUGCAACCCACAACCUGCAGCAAGCCUUUAACAUCGCUGAGCAGCACCUGGGCCUCACGAAACUCCUGGACCCUGAGGAUGUGAACACCGAGAACCCAGAUGAAAAGUCCAUCAUUACAUACGUGGUUUCCUAUUACCACUACUUCUCUAAGAUGAAGGCUCUUAUUGUGGAGGGGAAGCGCGUUGGCAAGGUGCUAGACAACUGCAUUGAGGCAGAGAAGAUUGUUAACCGCUAUGACGCUCUGGCAUCUGAGCUCCUCGAGUGGAUAGAGAAGACCAUCGCGGUCAUCAGCAACCAGAAGUUUGCCAACUCGCUGACCGGAGUUCAGCAGCAGCUGCAGGCUUUCACCACCUACUGCACUAUAGAGAAGCCCAUCAAGUUUCAGGAGAAGGGUAAUCUCGAGGUCCUUCUCUUCACCAUCCAAAGCAAACUCAGAGCCAAUAACCAGAAACCCUAUGUGCCUAAUGAUGGGAAGCUCAUCUCAGACAUUAACAAGGCCUGGGAGAGAUUGGAGAAGGCAGAGCACGAGAGGGGUGUAGCUUUACGGAAGGAGCUGAUUCGCCAGGAGAAGCUUGAGCUGUUGGCUCAGCGCUUUGACCACAAAACCACCAUGAGGCAAGCCUGGCUCAAUGAGAAUCAGAGACUCGUAUCGCAGGACAAUUUUGGCUAUGACCUACCAGCAGUCGAGGCAGCGAUGAAGAAGCACGAAGCCAUCGAGGCAGACAUAGCCUCAUACGAGGAAAGAAUUGGCGUGGUUGUGGAACUCGCCGCGGAGAUGGAGGUGGAAGGAUACUACGAUAUCCGGCGUAUUUUGGCACGUAAAGAGAAUAUCCUGGGCCAGUGGAGUCUGCUGAAGGAGCUGGUGGCUGGGAGAAGGACCCGGCUGGAGAAGAAUCUGGCCUUGCAGAAGACCUUCCAGGACAUGGUGUACAUGAUUGACUGGAUGGAGGACAUGCAGGUCCAGCUGCUCUCGAGGGACUUUGGGAAACAUCUACUGGAGGUGGACGACCUGCUGCAGAAGCACGGCCUGCAGGAGGCCGAUAUUACUGUGCAGGCUGAGAGAGUCGAGACGCUCAACACUGCUGCACUCAAGUUCACCACAAUAGAGGGUUACCAACCAUGUGACCCACAGGUGAUCUGUAACCGUGUCAACCAUGUCUCUUCCUGUCUGGAGGAGCUGAAACACCUGGCAACUAAAAGACGUGCUGAGCUCGAGGAGUCAAGGAAACUGUGGGCCUUCUUUCAGGAGCUGGAAGAGUCGGAGGCCUGGAUCAGAGAGAAAAGCUCCAUCCUGGGAGCUCAGGGCUACGGGAAGGACCUGAGCAGUGUGCUGAGGUUACUGCAACAGCACAAGACUCUGGCUGGGGAACUGCUGGCUCACCGCUCACUGCUGCAGAACACCAUGAAGCGAGGGAAGCAGAUUCUGAGUGAGAAGAGCUUUGGCACAGCGGGGAUCCAGGAGCGCAUCAUGGAGGUUAAAGGCGAGUGGAAGAGGCUGGAGGACCAGGCUGCGCAGCAUCUCAGCCAUCUGCAGGAGGCGCUCAACUUCUUCCAGUUCUCCACAGAGACGGACGACGUCGUGGCCUGGCUGCAGGACGCUUACCGCCUGGUGUCCAGUGAAGACUUUGGACACGAUGAGUACUCCACUCAAUCGCUGCUAAAGAAACACAGAGGGGUCAGUGAAGCCAUUGACAAACAUCGUUUGCAUGUAGUGGCACUGCGCAAACACAUGGUGGCGCUACCCCUGCGGUACCGUGAACAGGAGGAGGUGCAGGUUCGUAUGGGAGAGGUGGAGCAGCUGUACACAGAGGUUGCUGAAAUCGCAGUGCUCAGACAGCAGUGGCUUCACGACGCCCUCGCUGUGUACCGCAUGUUCAGCGAGGUCAAUGCCUGCGAGCUGUGGAUUGACGAGAAGGAGCAGUGGCUGGAAAGGAUGGAGAUCCCAGAAAAACUGGAGGAUGUGGAGGUCGUGGCACACAGAUUUGAGAGCCUGGACCAGGAGAUGAACAGCCUGAUGGGAAGGAUCCUGGAUGUUAAUCAGAUAGUUCAGCAGCUCCUGGAUGGAGGUCAUCCAUCUUCUACAGAGGUCAGAGGUUGUCAGGACCACCUCAACUCUAGGUGGAACAGCAUCGUGGAGCUGGUCGAGCAGAAGAAAGAUCAACUGGACUCGAUGUUACGUCUGCAGAACUACCUGCUGGAGUGUGCCGAGAUCAAGUCCCAGAUCCAGGACAAGAGAAAAGCCAUUGACGCCACCCAGUAUGUGGGCAGUGAUUUGGGAGGGGUCCUCGCCCUGCAGAGACGCCUCUCUACUAUGGAGGGAGCCCUGUCUGUUCUGGAGCCCAAACUACUGCACUUACAGGAAGAGGCAGAGCAUCUGGCCACUGCUCACCCGGUUCGGGCAAUGGAGGUUCUUGUGCAGUUUGAUGGCAUCAGUGUGGAGUGGGAGGAGCUCAAACGGACCCUGCAGGGAUGUGAGGACUCGCUGAUGGUGGCUAGCAGACUGCAGAGCUUCAUACAGGACCUGGACUCAUUCCUCACCUGGUUGGUCCAGACGCAGACCGCCGCUGCCUCAGAGCAGCUGCCCAACAAUCUGGAGGAGGCAGAGAAGCUCAUCAACGAGCACGCUGCUCUCAAGGAAGAGAUUGGACGGUACGAAGAGGACUACGAGCGCCUGCAAGCCAUGAAUGAGCUCCUGGAGUCCGAGGAGGCUCCUCUCCCACAGGCCGCCCUGCAGCAGUGGCUCCAGAAACUCGAUGUCGGCUGGAACAAGCUGCUGGAGAUGUGGGAAAGCAGGAGAGAAGUUCUGGUCCAGGCUCACAUUUUCCAUCUAUUCCUGCGUGACGUCAAACAGGCCGAAUCCUUCCUCAACAACCAGGAGUCUGCGCUCGCUCACGUGGAGCUGCCCACCACAGUGGAAACAGUGGAAGCGGCUAUAAAGAAACACAAGGACUUCACCACCACCAUGGAGCUGAACCUGCACAGGAUCAAAGCUGUGAUCGAGGCAGGAGAAAGUCUGAUCAGCCAGAACAACAUCUACUCUGAACGCAUUAAGGAGCGCAUCGACACUCUUGCCAACAGGGGAAACAAGAACAGAGGGCUGGCCCAGCAGUGGCUGGAAAAACUGAAUGACCAGUGGGAACUUCAGAGGUUUCUCCAGGACUGUCAUGAGCUGGGGGAUUGGGUGUAUGAGAAGAUGCUAAUGGCGAGGGACAGCAGUCGAGACGAGACCCAGAAGCUUCAUAAGAAAUGGCUGAAGCACCAGGCUUUUAUGGCCGAGUUGGCCCAGAAUAAGGAAUGGCUGGACAAAAUUGAAAAGGAGGGCCAGCAACUGAUCCAGGAGAAGCCGGAGCUCAGCCCGGUGGUGCGGAAGAAGCUGGAGGAGAUCAGGGAGUGCUGGCAGGAUCUGGAGAGCACCACUCAGGCAAAAGCCCGCCAGCUUUUUGAAGCCAACAAGGCCGACCUGCUGGUGCAGAGUUACGAAAGCCUCGACCAGAGACUGGGCCAGCUCGAGGGUCAACUGGCCUACGUCGACCAGGGACAGGACCUCACCACCGUCAACAAGCAGCUCAAAAAACUGCAUACCCUGGAGACCCAGAUGGAGGAAUGGUAUAAGGAGGUAGGGCAGCUUCAGGUGCAGGCAUCCUCCAUCCCGCAGCAGACGCAGGUCAAGGAGACGGUUGCAGAGCGACAGGCCGCCGUGGAGGCCAGGAUGGUGCGUUUGAUCGAGCCGCUGAAGGAGAGGCGACGCAUCCUGCUGGCGUCCAAGGAAGUUCAUCAAGUUGGGCGAGACCUGGAGGAUGAGAUUUUGUGGGUCCAGGAACGCCUCCCGAUGGCCAUGUCUCAGGAGCACGGCUCUACUCUGCAGGCUGUGCAGCAGCUAAUGAAGAAGAACCAGAAUCUUCAGAGGGAGCUGCAGAGCCACAGGAGCAGAAUUGAUGAUGUCCUGGAGAGGGCGGGGAUCAUUGGCUCCAUACGCAGCCCUGAGGCAGACUGCAUCAGGGCAGGUCACGACCAGCUGUCCCAGCUGUGGGCUCUGCUUUGGGCCGAGACUGAGAGGAGGCAGCUGGUCCUGGAUGCCAUGUACCAGGCCCAGCAGUACUACUUCGAUACAGCCGAGGUCGAGGCCUGGCUGAGUGAGCAGGAGUUGCACAUGAUGAAUGAGGAGAAGGGAAAGGAUGAGCAGAGCACGCUGCAGCUGCUGAAGAAGCAUUUGGUCCUAGAACAGACCAUCGAAGACUACGCUGAGACCAUCGGCCUGCUUUCACAGCAGUGCCGGCAGCUGCUGGAGAUGGGACAUCCAGACUGCGAACAGAUCAGCAAGCGUCAGUCACAGAUAGACCGUCUGUACGUGUCUCUGAAGGACCUGGUGGAGGAGAGGAAGAGCCGCCUGGAGCAGCAGUACUGGCUGUACCAGCUCAACAGGGAGGUGGAUGAGUUGGAGCAGUGGAUCGCUCAGAGGGAGGUGGUCGCCAGCUCGCCUGAACUGGGUCAAGACUAUGAGCAUGUCACAGUCCUACAGGAGAAGUUUACAGAGUUUGCGUCAGAAACGGGCAGCGUGGGCCAGGAGCGAGUGACAGCCGUCAAUCAGAUGGUGGAUGAGCUCAUCGACUACGGCCACUCAGAAGCAGCCACCAUCGCCGAAUGGAAGGACGGAGUGAACGAAGCCUGGGCCGACCUGCUGGAGCUCAUGGAGACCCGCGGUCAGAUGCUCGCUGCUUCACACCAGCUGCACAAAUUCUUCUUCGACUGCAGAGAGGUUUUAGCCCAGAUUGAUGACAAACAUCGAAGGUUGCCAGAGGUUCGGGCUCGGCAGGGCAGCACUUCCAACACCAGCACCCUGCAGAGACUCCUGCACACCUUCGAGCAGGACAUUCAGCUGCUUGUCACACAGGUGCGUCAGCUGCAAGAGAGCGCAGCCCAGCUGAGGACGGUGUACGCUGGCGAGAAGGCCGAAGCCAUCGCGUGCCGUGAGCACGAAGUGAUGCAGUGCUGGAAAGAGCUGCUAACAUCCUGCGAAGAGUGUCGGGUGCAGAUCACCACAGAGACUGACAAGCUGAGGUUCUUCGGCAUGGUCCGAGAUCAGAUCAUGUGGAUGGACUCGAUCAUCUGUCAGAUAGGGACAGGAGAGAAGCCCAGGGACGUGUCCUCAGUAGAGGUGCUGAUGAACUAUCACCAGAGUCUUAAGAGUGAAGUAGAGGCUCGCAGUCAGAGCAUCCUGGAGUGUAUUGAGAUGGGAAAAACCCUGCUGGCGGCUAGAAACCCUGCAGCUGAAGAGAUCAAAGAGAAGCUGGACAAAGUGAUCGCUAAGGAGCGUGAGCUGUCUGAGAAGUGGGACAAGCACUGGGAAGUCCUGCAGCAAUUGUUGGAGGUUCACCAGUUUGCCCAGGAGGCGGUGGUGGCAGAGGCAUGGCUGACUGCUCAGGAGCCGUUUAUCAACAGCAACGAGCUUGGAGGGAGCGUAGAUGAGGUGGAACAGCUGAUUCGUCGACAUGAAGCCUUCCGCAAAGCAGCUGCCACCUGGGAAGAGCGAUUCAGCUCACUGCGGCGGCUCACCACGGUAGAAAAGCUAAAAGCAGAGCAAAGUAAACUGCCCCCAACUCCCCUCCUGGGUCGUAAAGUCUUCCUGGAUCCCCAAGAUGCCUCACAUAGUCCACCCACUCUCCCCCGCCUCCCAGUCUCCCCCGUCAUGAGGCAGACUAUAUAUGAACAGAACGAAGCCAGCUCUCCUCCAUCUCCCUCGCCGGCCACCCCAACACCUUCUCCGUCAUCUGCAGCUCGGCGCCUGGGAUCAACAGUCGCCAACUACACCCCUGUGAUGAACGGCUCCAGCUACCGAAACACUCUGGAUGUCCGGGAUGGAGGCGUAGUGGGUGUGGCUGCAGGUCUAGGCCGCCCGGCUGCAUCCUCGAUUGCAUCUAUAGCCACAGCAGCGAUGCUAGUGUCAGCCAACCAGGCACGAGAAAGUGCCAGCACAGCAAGGGAACAGACAGCAAAGGUGAUGAGUCACCUGCAUCCGGCACAAGCGGCGAGGGAAAUUGAGGCAAAAUCCUCCCCGUAUCUCCGGCAACCCAAAAUCAAACACUUAGAUGAUGCUGUGACGCCUCUGAUUGUGGCCAGCCGGCUGGAGAAGGCAAGAGAGCGGGGGAGGGAGAGAGAUAUGAUGAUGGGGCCAGAGAGAGCAGAGGUAGCAGUGAUGGCCGAGGUGGUGCUUCAGGAGCCGAGCCGGGAGCGUCUGCACAGCGAGCCCACCAGAGGGCCUCGAGGAUCCAGGACUGACCCUUUGGGCCACGCUGAGCCUCAGGGCCAGACACACACUUAUCACCACAGGAUAGAACGGCAGCUGUCCAGUGAGCAGCUAAUCCAGGCGCGCAGGGAUGAGCUGCCUCAAGAGGUGUGGAGGGAACAGGCUGAGAGGCGGGAGAGACGGACGUUGGAGAGGCAAACUUCCAGCGAACAAGAAGGUCACGGGGGCCACGAGGGCCGGCGGAGAGAGAGGGACAGGCACCGGCUGGAGAGACAGGAAUCCAGUGAGCACGACACAGGGAAGGAGCAAUCAGACAGACGCUCAGCAGGAGGAGACAAGAGGUCCACCAUGGCAGAGAUCGUAGAGCAGCUACAAGAAAGAGAAGCAGCGCAGGCCCGCGGUGAGGUGCCCCGACUGCCUAAUGGGAUACCAGAAAAGUCUUCCCGCCCCGACCGCCCUCGAGCUCGGGACAGACCCAAACCACGACGCCGGCCACGACCCAAAGAGCCCGGGGAAACGACGCGGCGGUCCAGAUCUGCACCAGCCCAGAGCAGCCCGAUCGUCCCCCAACCGCCCACACAUACGGCACACCACGAGGGCUUCCUUUUCCGCAAGCUGGACAUUGAGAGCCUGAAGAAGAGCACCAAUAGCAGAUCAUGGGUCAACCUGUACUGCGUGCUGAAUAAAGGGGAGCUGGGUUUCUACAAGGACGCCAAGAACACCACGACGCCCUACAACAACGAGCCGCUGCUCAACCUCUCCCACUGCCACUGCGACGUCACCAAUGGCUACAAGAAGAAGAAGAACGUCUUCACGCUCAAAACGAAGGACGGCAGCGAGUUUUUGUUUCAUGCAAAAGAUGAGGACGACCUCAAAACGUGGGUGACUAAUAUCACCGCCAGUAUUUCAGAGCACGAGGAGAUUGCCAAAUGGGGUCAGCCCCAACCAACUACCUCAUCCACCGACGAGGGCACGCGCCGCGACGGGAGCAAGGUGGACAACAGGUCAGAGCGCGGCGGCGAGCGUUCGGACCGGGGUGACCGAAUCGAGCGUGCUGAGAAGGAGAAGGAACGGGACAGAGAGAAGGAGAAGGAGAGGGAUAAAGAGAAGGAGAGGGAGAGGGGCGAACGGUCGGAGAGGUCAGAACGGGCUGGGAAGUCGGACGCAAAACGAUCAGAAAAGUCCAGUAAGAAAAAAUGAGCUUGGACGGGAGCUGGGAUUGAAGCUCACAGUAUGAACUCUGGCUGGGAGGCGGGGCCAUAAACUGGUUGCGAACGCCCCCCUCCUCCUCUUCGCCUCCAACACUGUCAACAGAGCAGUCGUGUUUGGAUGGAAAUCGAAGGUUUGACCCGGGCUCACUCAUAGGACAGACGGGACGGAUUUGAUUUGGAGCAGGAGACACCUCUCUCGCUCUCCCCCUCUAUCUCUCUCUCUCUCUCUCUUCUGUGUCUCUGUGAGAACGCACAGAGUCACCGACGCCCCCUGGCGGCUGUUUCGGAGAACUGCCUGAGAGCAGGGUGGCGUUUUGUGCUGCGGAGCCCCGGGCAGCGUCGCCGCGAGAGAGAGACGGGACGCGCAUCACGGUCAACGGGAAGGCUGUUAGGCUGACGGCUGGUAGAGCGAUAAAACGUAGCUCAUGCUGUUCCAUGUUUGUUUUUUCUAUGAGACGAGCUCCGUCUGUAUGUAUUUCUCGUCUGUGUGUCCUAUUUACUGUAUAUAUCUGUCUGUAAGUCGAGACAUCCUACACUACGUCUUAUUACUCCUUGGAAAUACAAACAGAAUGAAAUUA
Messenger RNA from Pundamilia nyererei, 9137 nucleotides. It is a transcript of the gene sptbn4b, whose product is annotated as spectrin, beta, non-erythrocytic 4b. Gene Ontology annotation, molecular function: structural constituent of cytoskeleton; actin binding; phospholipid binding. Gene Ontology annotation, cellular component: spectrin. Bases 422 to 8548 code for a protein of 2708 amino acids. The transcript is spliced from 43 exons. The record is from RefSeq and is a predicted model, not a curated record. NCBI's taxonomy places the organism in Eukaryota, Metazoa, Chordata, Actinopteri, Cichliformes, Cichlidae.